Messenger RNA from Cydia fagiglandana, 1567 nucleotides. RefSeq names its product peroxiredoxin-2-like. Gene Ontology annotation, molecular function: thioredoxin peroxidase activity. Bases 111 to 794 code for a protein of 227 amino acids. Gene Ontology annotation, cellular component: cytosol. The record is from RefSeq and is a predicted model, not a curated record. Lineage: Eukaryota; Metazoa; Arthropoda; Insecta; Lepidoptera; Tortricidae. The transcript has 7 exons. Gene Ontology annotation, biological process: hydrogen peroxide catabolic process; response to oxidative stress; cell redox homeostasis.
AUUCAAAACCACAUUAAAGUGAAAAGUGAAACUGACUGGCAAUUUUCCAAAAGAAAAGCCGGAAAUCAGUGUGGAAAGUGUAAUUUUAUUCAUAAGAGAUCAAUAAAAUCAUGUCUUUCUUAGCCAAACAGUUCGGCAAAAGGGUGCUUUUACCGGCACUUUCUACAGUAAAGAAAGUGAACCUUUUCACAACCAGUGUUGCCUUUACGCCGAAGGUCCAGAAGCCCGCCCCAGACUUUGCAGCAACAGCUGUAGUCAACGGAGAAUUCAAUAACCUCAAGCUGGCCGACUUUAGCGGGAAAUAUGUUGUACUACUCUUCUACCCAUUGGAUUUCACCUUUGUCUGCCCCACGGAACUGAUCGCAUUCAGCGACCGUUCGAAAGACUUUGCCAACAUUGACUGCCAGGUUCUAGGAGUGUCGACAGACUCCGAGUUCAGCCAUCUUGCUUGGAUCAAUACACCUAGGAAGGAUGGCGGUUUGGGAAAGCUAGACAUUCCUCUUCUGGCCGACUACAAGAAGAAGAUUUCUCAGGACUAUGACGUCCUCUUGGACGACGGUUUCGCGCUGCGUGGCCUCUUCGUGAUCGACAGGAACGGUAUCCUCCGUCACAUGUCCAUCAACGACUUGCCAGUCGGUCGCUCCGUCGACGAAACACUACGGCUAGUGAAGGCCUUCCAGUUCUCGGAUAAACACGGCGAAGUGUGCCCAGCCAAUUGGAACCCGGAAACAAACUCUGACACAAUCAAACCGAGCCCUAAGGAAAGCAAGGAGUACUUCAAAAAGGCUAACUAGAUAAUUCCGAAUUUUCUAGGCUAUAUUCAAUCUUGGGGGCAUUUAUAUUAAGUCCAUUUUUGCAUGACAUGAUCAACUAAAUCGAGGCUAAGAUCUCUAGCCGCCCAGAGACCUAUAAAAAGGUCUCCUGUUCCAUUCUAAUUUGAACUUUGUGUUGACAAUAGUUAUUUGUACAACAAGAGAUCAAAGUUUGAUAUUUCUUCGAGUGCUUAUUUUGAGUCCCGUGCAAGCGAAAGAUGCUAUAAUAGAUUCACGAGCGUAGCGAGUGAAUCUAAUUUAGAAUCUUGAGCGUAGUAAGGGAUUCAAAAGCGAACGAGAUGUAAAUAACUUUGAUCUCGUGUAGUACACAAAAUUUUUCACCCUAAGCAGUGAGAACAUACCUAGAGGGACAGAGAUAUUAGAACCCAAGUAUAUCGAACUUGUAUUAGACCCCGCAUGUUGAAAUGACAUUUGACUAUAAAGGUCACUUGAAUGUCAUUUUGUCUCACUCAGUGAGCAAAAUCGCAUUUUGCUCACUGUUUUUAAGAAGCAAAGUACCCUUGUUCGAGCUGCUGAGGUGAAAAAUAAAAUUUCAUUUUGCUUGGCAAGGUUUGACGUAUGGGCGGCUAGAGGAUAAAACAGCUAUUUUAAAGGUUGAAUCAAACUAUUUGUAAAGGGUUAAAUGUAAAAGAAACGUGAUCAAAGUCUCAAUAAAUGGAUAGGUUCUGUAAAGUACUCGAAAUAUUCUUUAUUUAUACUUAAAGUAGUUAAGAAUACAUGAUUUUGUUAAGUUA